Molecule: messenger RNA, 4074 nt
Organism: Ilyonectria robusta
Lineage: Eukaryota; Fungi; Ascomycota; Sordariomycetes; Hypocreales; Nectriaceae
Product: P-loop containing nucleoside triphosphate hydrolase protein
Exons: 2
Coding region: 1-4074 (1357 amino acids)
Biological process (GO): transmembrane transport
Cellular component (GO): membrane
Molecular function (GO): ABC-type transporter activity; ATP hydrolysis activity; ATP binding
Source: RefSeq, a predicted model, not a curated record
AUGGCGGCCGAACCCGAAAAGGCGGUUAGCGAAAAGCCGGCCGAGGACAAACAACAGUCUCCGGAGCAAACCGCCGUCGCCAACACCGAUGCUCCAGUCAAGGAGGGCGCAUUGUCGUCUAUCAAAGGCGCCUUUGCCUACUUUCAGCUGCUCUUUGCCGCCCAGCCAACAUGGGUUGACAUUGGCCUCAUCAUCGUGGGCACCCUCAGCGCUGCUGGAGCCGGAGUUCCGUUCCCCUUGAUGGGCGUCCUGUUUGGUCAGCUCAUCGACAACUUCAACAGCGCCACAUGUGCGGCCGACACGCCCAACAUCGACCCGUUCCAGUACGAGAAGAGCAUCAACGACAAGGUCAUCACGACGGCGUGGAUCGGCGCAAUCGCCCUGGUGCUCAUCUACUGCCACUUGACGUGCUGGAACAUCAUCAGCCAGCGCCUUGCUCAACGCCUGCGCACCCGCUACGUCUCGGCUCUGCUGCGCCAGCCGCCGGCCUUCUUCGACACGCGCGGCGCCUCUGGCCAAGUCUCGAGCCGCCUUCAUGGCGAUAUCACGGCGGUCCAGGCCGGUACCUCGGAAAAGGUUGGCAACAUCAUCACGACCAUCAGCUUCUUCAUCACCGUCUUCGUCAUCGCCUUCUCGCAGCAGCCGCGCCUCGCCGGUAUCCUGAUCUGCAUGCUGCCCGCGUUCCUGAUCUCGGGCAUCGUCGGCGGCAAAUACCUGGGCAAGUUCUUUGAGCGCCAGAACACGGAGGCUGCUUUGGCCUCGUCCAUUGCCUCUGAGGCUCUCGAGCACGUCGCCGUUGUCCAGUCCUUUGGCGCGGCCCCUCGUCUCGAGGCCAAGUUCGCUCAUCACAUGGCGCGCGCUCGCAAGUUCGCCACGAAAAAGGCCGCCAUUGCCGCCGUCCAGACCGGUAUGCUCUACUUCAUUACCUACUCGGGAAAUGCUCUGGCCUUUUGGCAGGGAAGUAUCCGCAUCGCCGACGCGGCGGAGCGGAAUGACGGUAGCGCCACUGUUGGUCAGAUCUACGCCAUCGUCUACCUCCUCGUCGACUCUUGUGUCAUGCUGGGAGGAAUUGCUCCCACUCUUCCUUUCCUGGGAGGUGCCGUCGCCGCUUACCAUCGUCUCAUGGAGGACAUCGAGGCUCCGUCUGCCAUCGACGGCACAUCUGACGCCGGACUUGUUCUCCCGUCGGGCACGGCAAAGUCCAUCGCCUUCCGCAACGUCUCGUUCGAGUACGCAUCGCGAGCGGGCCAACCUGUCUUGCAGAAUGUCGACCUGGAAUUCCCCGCUGGAAAGUACACGGCCAUCGUCGGUCUCUCCGGUAGUGGCAAGUCGACCAUUGCGGCUCUUAUUGCGCGUCUCCACGAUCCCACAGAGGGCACAGUCGAGCUUGAAGGUCAUGACAUGCGCGAACUCAACGUCAGGUCUGCCCGAAGCUUCAUCAGUUUUGUCCAGCAGGAACCCUCGCUUCUCGACCGCUCGAUCCUGGAGAACAUCGCCCUUGGACUCGUCAACUCGCCCAAGCCUGCUCACCAGCAUUUGAAGGCUCUCCUCAGCGGCCCCGAACUUGCGAAGCUGGCCACCAGCGGCAAGGACGCGCUCUCUUCGGCUGCUUCUCUGGGCCCCGAGUUUGCUGAACUCGCCAACUUGAUCCGCCACGCUGCAGAGCAGGCCGAUGCCGCCAGCUUCAUCGAGCGUCUCGAGUCUGGCUACGGAACUUCUGCAGGCCCCAGUGGCUCUCUCGUGAGUGGUGGCCAGCGACAGCGAAUUGCACUUGCUCGCGCCCUGAUCCGUGAUCCCGAAAUCCUCGUUCUUGAUGAGGCCACUGCGUCUCUUGAUUCUGCCAGCGAAAAGAGAAUCCAGCUCGCCGUCGAGCGGGCCGCCGCCGAGCAGCGGACCAUCAUCUCCAUUGCCCACCGUCUCUCAACCAUUCGCAACGCUGACAACAUUGUCGUCAUGCAGGCUGGUCGCGUCGUCGAACAGGGCACCUACGCCGAUCUCAUGGCCAAGGAAGAUGGUGAAUUCCACCGCAUGGCUAAGCUGCAAUCCGUUGGCUCUGCUGGCAGUCCCGACGCAGGAUCUGUCUCGGGCGACUCGUUCGACGCGUCGACCCUCAAGACGGACGUCCAUGUGAGCGAGAAGGCUGAAAUCUCUGAGACCAAGCAAGCUGUCGACGGCGAGACUUCUGCGGACAAGGACGGUGACAACGCCAAUGAGGAGCCCAAAGAUGAAGAGCUAGACGUCAUCAAGCCAUUCAGUUCCGUCAUGAAGGGUCUCGGCUGGUUGAUCCGACCAUCCCUCGGCUGGUGUGUCGUCGCCAUCAUCGCCGCCAUCUUCGUCGGAGCCACCUUUUCCGGCGCGGGUAUGAUCUUUGGCUUCACCGUCGGCGCUCUCAACCCCUGCGAGAACACCAUCGACAAGAUCCGAUCCAUGGGCCGGUUCUUCGCCGGGCUCUACUUCAUGCUUGCGGGCAUCGAGCUGAUUGCCAACUUCUUCGCCUGGUGGGGAUUCGGCAUCAUCGCCGAGAGACUCCUCUACAACCUGCGUGUGCUCUCGUUUCGCUCCCUUCUGGAGCAGCGCAUACAUUGGCACGAGUCUGAAGGUCGCACUCCGACCUCGCUGCUGUCCAUCAUCACCAAGGACAGCAUGGCGGUUGGCGCCUUUAGCGGGUCGACCUUCGGUACCGUCUUCGCCAUCUGCAUCAACGUCGUCAUUGCCAUCAUCAUCUCGCACAUCUUCGCCUGGAAGAUUGCCUUGGUGUGUUUAGUAACUGUCCCCCUCCUGCUAGGCUCUGGCUUUAUGCAGCUGCGCAUGUUGGCGCGUUACGAGGAGCGUCACCGCUCGGCCUUUUCUACUGCCACGUCGCUCGCCACCGAGGCCAUCCAGUCCAUCAAGACCGUGGCUACUCUGUCUCUCGAGAAGGAGUACAUGGAUUCCUUUGAGCGCCUGCUGAAGCCCCCGCGCAAGCAGGUUGUGCGUGCUUCCGUCUCUACCAACAUCUGGCUCGCCAUAUCCUACUCUACUGGCACCUUCGUCAACGCUUUGGCUUACUGGUGGGGCUCGCAGCUCAUGAUGAAGGGAGAAUACACGCAAAAAGACUUCCUCAUUAUCCUCGUAGCCAUGUUGACGAGUGCCCAGCUCUGGAGCAGUAUGUUCUCUCUUGCUCCGGAGUUCUCUCGUGCUCGCCUCGCCUUGUCUCGCGUCAUGACGGUCGUCGAUAUGGGAUCCAGCACCCACACUGGCAAGCCUGGCACAGAUCCCUCCAAGGCCGGUGACGAUGUCGAGGCUGCUGGAGAAGCAAAGACCGGUAGCCCCGAAGAUAACCAACGCCGCGGUGGCUCAAAGGUGGCCUUCAAGAAUGUCUCUUUCGCCUACCCGAGCCGUCCGGACGUCACCAUCCUCGACAAUGUCUCUUUCACUCUGCCACCUAACCAGUUCUGUGGCCUCGUGGGUCCCUCUGGAGCCGGCAAGUCUACCAUUAUGAACAUUGUGCAGCGGCUGUAUGAACCCACCGAUGGUGCCGUUGUCAUUGACGACCGCGACAUUGGAAAGCUCCCUGUUUCAUUCCGCGAUACGAUUGCCCUGGUACCUCAAGAGCCCGCUCUCUUCGAUGGUAGCGUGCGAUUCAACGUGGGAUUAGGUGCUCUGCCAGGCCACGAGGCGACUGAUGCCGAGAUCGAAGAGGCUUGCCGCUUGGCAAACAUCCACGACGUGAUCGCAGAACUCCCCGAAGGAUACGACACUGAGUGCGGCCCUUCUGCUUCUCGUUUGUCAGGUGGUCAGAGACAGCGCCUUGCCAUCGCCCGCGCUCUUGUUCGCCGCCCUCGCCUACUACUCCUCGACGAGAGCACCAGCGCCUUGGAUGCCGCCAGCGAGGCCGCGCUUCAACAGGGUCUCGAGAGGGCGUCGCGAGGCACAACAGUACUGGCCAUCACCCACCGACUGCAUACCGUGCAAAAGGCCGACGUCAUCUUUGUCGUCGAGGGCGGCCAGAUUGUCGACAGCGGACGACAUUCCGAGUUGAUGGAGCGCAGAGAGAGCUAUAGGCUCAACGCGAUGCAGCAAAUGCUGCAGUAA